GCUCCUGCCUGGCCGCCUUUGGGGAAAGGGAGAGGAAGACCACUGGGAUAGCCAUGGCAGGCGAGCUAGCCACCUUCAAGGCGGAGAUGCUGACCUUCAGCCUGUGGGAUUACGGCAUCUUUGGCCUCAUGCUGCUGGUCUCCACGGGCAUCGGCCUCUUCUAUGCGCUUUCCAAGGGUGGCCAAAAAACCUCCGACGACUUCUUCACAGGCAGCCGGAGGAUGUCAGCCCUGCCCGUGGGCCUGUCGCUCUCUGCCAGUUUCAUGUCGGCCAUCCAGGUGCUGGGCGUCCCGGCCGAGGCCUACCGCUAUGGCAUGAAGUUCCUCUGGAUGUGCCUGGGCCAGCUGCUGAACUCCCUCCUCACCGCCUUCCUCUUCCUGCCUGUCUUCUACCGCCUGGGGCUCACCAGCACCUAUGAGUACCUGGAGAUGCGGUUCUCCAAGAAAGUCCGCCUGUGUGGGACAGUCCAGUACAUCAUUGCCACGAUGCUGUACACGGGAAUUGUCAUCUACGCCCCUGCACUGAUCCUCAACCAAGUGACCGGUCUAGAUAUUUGGGCCUCCCUUCUCUCCACAGGCAUCAUCUGCACAUUUUACACCAGCAUCGGUGGGAUGAAAGCGGUCAUCUGGACAGAUGUCUUCCAGGUCUUCGUCAUGCUCUCCGGCUUUGUGGCCGUCCUGAUCCAGGGAACGCUCCUGGUUGGGGGACCAGGCCAGGUCCUCUCGAUCGCCUACAACCAUUCCAGGAUCAACCUGGGAGAUUUCAGCCUGGAUCCCCGCAGCCGUUACACUUUUUGGACCUUUAUUUUCGGAGGGACUCUGGUUUGGCUUUCCAUGUAUGGGGUCAACCAGGCCCAAGUCCAGCGCUACGUGGCUUGCAAGACAGAGAAGGAGGCAAAACUCGCCCUCCUCGUCAAUCAAGUGGGCCUCUUCGUCAUUGUCUCCAGCGCAGUGGGCUGUGGCAUUGUGAUGUUUGCUGUCUACAAGGACUGUGACCCGCUCUUGGCCGGACACAUCUCGGCGCCUGACCAGUACAUGCCUUACCUGGUCCUGGACAUCUUCAAGAGCUACCCCGGGGUCCCUGGCCUCUUCCUGGCCUGCGCAUACAGUGGAACUCUGAGCACGGCUUCCACCAGCAUCAACGCCAUGGCAGCCGUCACCGUGGAGGACCUGAUCAAGCCGAACAUGCCCUCCCUGUCACCGGGGAAACUCACCCUCAUCUCCAGGGGGCUCUCGCUAAUCUACGGCACUGCGUGCAUCACAGUUGCGGCUCUUUCAUCCUUGUUGGGAGGCGGCCUGCUGCAGGGCUCCUUCACGGUCAUGGGGGUCAUCAGCGGGCCCCUCCUGGGAGCCUUCAUCCUGGGCAUGUUCAUUCCAGCCUGCACCACUGUGGGGGUUUUCUCUGGCCUCGGCGCUGGAUUUGUCCUCUCCUUUUGGGUAGCAGUGGGGGGCACCAUCUACCCACCCAGUGCUGACACCAUGGGAGUCCUCCCCUCCUACGGAGACUUCUGCCCACUCUACAAUGUCUCCCAGGGGGCCAACAGCACUCUGGUGUUCGGGCCGCUGCCCCCGCUGCCCCCCCUGGAGCAGCCAGAGAGGCCAGCCAUUGCGGACGACUUCUAUGCCAUCUCCUACCUCUACUAUGGUGCCUUGGGCACCCUCUCCACAGUUGCUGCUGGGAUCCUGGUGAGCUGCCUGAAAGGGUCUGCCGGCGAAGACAGGAAACAGUCAGGGGUGCUGUGGUGGGAUGUCAUGAAAAGGCCGUUAGACAAGACCCCCGGGGCCUCUCCUCAUCCCCAGAAGAAGGCCUUCGACUCGGACUCCCCGGCUCUGGGCUUCGAGGCGGAGGACAGGACCCUGCUGGCCAAGGAGGAGAUGGCCCUGGCCAAGGGCUCCGAGGAGUCCAUCUGCGCGUGCCACGCUCUGGACCACAGCUGCUUCCACCUGCUCCGAGAGACCUGCAUCUAGGGCCGGCAGGCGGUGGGGGAGCAGGAGCCACCUUGGACGUCUGGAAGGCAGGCGGGCGGCCUGGCUGGUUGAACCUAGUUCUCCAGUCAACGGAUGUGAGGACCACCUGCCCAAGCAGACGGAGCUGCAGGUCCUCCACGGGGGCUGUUUAUCACACACACUUGCCUGACACCAGUAACUCCUGAGGGGACGUUUCCAGAUGGAUACUGGUGUGGGUGUGUCUGUGUGUAAAACACACGUGCAGAAAGGAGGAAGAGGGGAAGCAGCUGUUGUGAACCAGGACAAGUUUCAACUAUUCCGUUGGUUCAACAUGGGCUCAUAAAUACCCCUCCUGUAAACCCCCUUCUCAGCCCAGACAGUAUUUUUCUCUGCUAGAAAAUGGUUCCCAAGGAGGAGAAACACUCCCCACCACCUCUUUCCAAGUCCACGUUCCCCGUUUUCUGAAAGGCAGCAGGCCCUGCAAAAACACAAAGACCUCCUGUGUUGUGCAUUUCUUGAAUUUCAUGGGCUUUCCCAAGGAAGGCUGGGAAUUGUACUUGAGAGACCUGCUGGGCCUCCUCUUAUCAGACUCUGGGUUUGGGGUAGGUAAAAACGUCCAAGGAGAAUUUUGCCUACGUGGGAGUUGGUUGUCAGGGUUAUCCCAAAAGGAACCAGACCCCAGUGCCUCUGCCACCCUUUGAUACAGCUCAGCUUCAGGAAGGAAUCAUUUUCUGGAGAAGAUGCAGAAAAGGGUGAGCCCAACCAUCAGGGGCCGCUGUCACUUCCCCAGGAGGACAUUUGGGACCCUCUAGGGAAGCACGAAGUGGCAAGUAGGCGGAGAUGGGACAGCGGACGUGCCCAAGGCAGAGGAAGUCCCACGGCCGUCUGUGUUGAAAUGGAACGGUGGGAGGCUCUGGGGGCGCUUCUGCAGAAAGCACAGAGAUACGGUGUGGAAUGUCCUCCCCUGAGUAGCCACAGCCACUGAUGUGCCUGGCUUUUAAAAGCGGGUGACCCAAUGCAGGGAAGAGGAGGCUUCCACAGCUACUAGCCACAAUGACCAGAAGGGUCUUCAGCACGCUUGAUAAGAGCUGAAAAUCCCCCCCUGCCCUCCUUAAGAAGAACACCAGGCCGGCCCUCCCGAGUCAGGCCCACAGCCACCUCAGUCCAGCACUCUGUUCUCACAGUAGCCAGGAAGACGCCCCUGGGGGCUCACGGGCGGGGUGGGAGGGUAGAGACACCCUGUUGGCAGAGUGCUGGAAAGCAUUUGGCCCAGGAGAGAUCAGAAAAGUCACACACCAGGCAUUUCUAUAAAAAUAAAUUUAUUUACAGAAAGCACAAAAACAUAUUUACAGGCUUGUGCAUCUUCACAGGCUCUCAGAGAGGAGAGAGCUCUCUCAGAGAGCUGCUUACUGGCUGCAAGGCUAAAAGAAAACUGAAACUAAAACAAGUCCAGGCAAGGUUCCUCCCUUAGGCAAUGCAACUAUUAACACUUAAACUGAGGACAAUUAAAUUCGACCUCUUCACCUGGCCAGAAUGAUUAGUUACCAUAGUAACCUUAAUCUGUAGCAGAAAACAAUAUACCGACACUCCCCUCUUUAUGCUACGGAAUGAGAUGCAGACCAACUUGCUUUGUUAACUCUUCGUGUCUUGGUACAGCAAGAGGUUUGGUUAAAAUAUCAACAAUCAUGUCUUGAUUCACAAUAUUUUAACAUUAUUUCCCCUUUGGCUAUCAUGUCUUUGAUAUAUUGAUAUCUAAUAUCUAUAUAUUUUGUCCUAUUCUUGCAGGCUUCAGGUUUUGCCAUAGCAAUGCAAGCUUGAUUAUCCUCAUUUCAGUUAUAGGCUGGUUCACUUCCAUGCCUAUGUCUUUUAACAACUGUUUAAACCAUAUAACCUCAUUACAGGUUUGCGUUAGAGAAUAAAACUCUGCUUCUGCAGUGGAAAGAGCAACAAGUGUUUGCUUUCUAGAAUGCCAGCCUAAGCUAGACCCAGCAAAUUGAAUUAAAACCCCAGAAGUGGAUUUCCUGUCACUGACAUCUGCUCCCCAGUCAGGAUCGGCAAAAGCCUGCAAUUUCUCUGUUCCACAGGCAUUUAGCUUCAGACAAUAAUUCUUUGUUCCUUGCAAAUAUCUCAUUAACCUCUUCAAUGCUGCUUUUCCAGUAGAUGUAGGCUUCUCUACCUACUUAAAAUGGCCAUAAAAUUUGAGAUAU
Messenger RNA from Candoia aspera, 4153 nucleotides. It is a transcript of the gene SLC5A5, whose product is annotated as solute carrier family 5 member 5. Gene Ontology annotation, biological process: sodium ion transport; iodide transmembrane transport. NCBI's taxonomy places the organism in Eukaryota, Metazoa, Chordata, Lepidosauria, Squamata, Candoiidae. The record is from RefSeq and is a predicted model, not a curated record. The transcript is spliced from 15 exons. The coding region runs from base 54 to 1967 and encodes 637 amino acids. Gene Ontology annotation, molecular function: sodium:iodide symporter activity. Gene Ontology annotation, cellular component: extracellular exosome; membrane.